Olea europaea var. sylvestris is the source of this 444-nucleotide messenger RNA. RefSeq names its product F-box/kelch-repeat protein At3g23880-like. The transcript has 2 exons. The coding region runs from base 1 to 444 and encodes 147 amino acids. Lineage: Eukaryota; Viridiplantae; Streptophyta; Magnoliopsida; Lamiales; Oleaceae. Gene Ontology annotation, molecular function: protein binding. The record is from RefSeq and is a predicted model, not a curated record.
AUGGCAGCAGCAAAAUUACCUUGGGAAAUCAUCAUUGAUAUACUGUCCCCGCUUCCGGUCAAAUCCCUUAUGCGAUUCAAAUGCGUUUCAAAAUCUUUCUACUCUUUAAUUUCUCAGGAUUCCCACUUCAAAAAGAAACAUCAGAGUCAAUCAGAAUUCUCGAGCGCGAUUCUUUAUCUCAAAGAUGAACGAAAUUCUAUUUGUUCAUACUCCCUUUCAACUUUGUCCUCGGAUGAUCACCAGGACGUGAUAAAACUCAAUAUUACAUUUAAAGGGUGGUGGAGAAUCCACAAUUCUUGUGAUGGCUUGUUUUGCGUUACAGAUAUUGAAGAAGUCGUUAUGUAUGGAUUGGCUUAUGACUCAAUCUCCCAUGACUACAAAGUCUUGAAAGUGAUCGGACCUGAGGUUACAUUCUAUUCAUUGAAAAAUAAUUCGUGGAGAUGA